Linderina pennispora is the source of this 456-nucleotide messenger RNA. RefSeq lists its product as uncharacterized. The transcript has a single exon. The record is from RefSeq and is a predicted model, not a curated record. The annotation marks the transcript as partial. Lineage: Eukaryota; Fungi; Kickxellomycota; Kickxellomycetes; Kickxellales; Kickxellaceae.
CGGCUGCGCGAGCUGCAAUCCCUGGGCGCCCAGGUCUCCACGUACGCCGACGCCAGCUCCUCGGCCUUCGCCUCAGCCUUCUGCGACAUUGACGUGGUAGUCAGCGCUAUCGGGUUUGCCGCAGUGCCGAGCCAGUUCGCGAUGAUUGACGGAGCCAUCCAGGCCGGGGUCAAGUGGUUUAUACCGUCCGAGUUUGGCGUCGAAUACUGCACGUCGUCGUGGCUGCCGUUCGACGGGCCACUGGCGGCGAAGCGCGAUGUGCUGAUGUAUCUGCGCGAAAAGCAGGGCAUGAUUGCACAUACGGCGAUCUACACCGGCUUGGCGCUGGACUACCUGGAUCCGCGCAUGCUCGGCCUGAAGCUCUCGCGCCGGUCGGCCACGCUGGUGGGUCGCGGCGGCACGCCAAUGAGCUGCACAUGCCAGCAGGACGUCAUUCGUGUGAUUGCUGAGGUUGUC